This is a messenger RNA of Zootermopsis nevadensis, 455 nucleotides long. It is a transcript of the gene RpL37A, whose product is annotated as ribosomal protein L37A. The record is from RefSeq and is a predicted model, not a curated record. Gene Ontology annotation, biological process: translation. Gene Ontology annotation, molecular function: structural constituent of ribosome. Lineage: Eukaryota; Metazoa; Arthropoda; Insecta; Blattodea; Termopsidae. Gene Ontology annotation, cellular component: ribosome.
AGUGGUAUUCCGCAGCUCAGCUGUUCCUUAUCAACGAGUAGAAGUCGAGAAGUAACUGAAGUUUGUGAUCAUCUUUGGAAACACGGAGUUUCCUUUUCCUGUUUAACGGUUGCGUGUUGCUGAAGAAGGAAAAUGGCGAAGAGAACCAAGAAGGUUGGAAUCACCGGUAAAUACGGUACACGUUAUGGCGCCUCUUUGAGGAAGAUGGUUAAGAAGAUGGAAAUAACCCAGCAUUCCAAAUACACAUGCACAUUUUGUGGAAAGGAUGCCAUGAAGCGUACCUGUGUAGGCAUCUGGGCAUGCAAGAGGUGUAAACGUACAGUGGCUGGUGGAGCAUGGGUAUACAGUACAACUGCAGCAGCAUCAGUUAGAUCUGCUGUACGCCGUCUUCGUGAAGUCAAGGAACAAUAAACUUUUCUUAUUGUAAAAUACAAAAUAAAAAAAUUAAGUAUUUA